Messenger RNA from Amblyraja radiata (thorny skate), 5041 nucleotides. It is a transcript of the gene cc2d1a, whose product is annotated as coiled-coil and C2 domain containing 1A. Lineage: Eukaryota; Metazoa; Chordata; Chondrichthyes; Rajiformes; Rajidae. The coding region runs from base 384 to 3350 and encodes 988 amino acids. Gene Ontology annotation, molecular function: DNA-binding transcription repressor activity, RNA polymerase II-specific. The record is from RefSeq and is a predicted model, not a curated record. The transcript is spliced from 29 exons.
CCGAACGAACGAACAGGAAACCCUGCGUCCAGCGCGGCUCCGGGUUCGUUCACGACAGUGUGGGCAUUUGUUUACGGCUGUUUGGGCGUUUGUUUGCGGCUGUGUGGGCAGAGCCGUCAGCUUGCGCUUGUUGUCCGCCGGCGGCGGUGGUGGCGAGCAAAGAGCAAAGAGGUGGCGAGGUGAGAAGGCGGAAGCCCGGAGAGUUGGCGCUGAGGUAGACGUGAUCUCCCCUCACACUCCGGCCUGAGCUCUCGGAAUAUUCCCAUUCUCAUCGAGAUGUGUUCCCCUCUCGGCGGCCCCGCCUAGGUUGGGGUGGGGAUCGGAGGUUUCGGACGUGUAGUUCUCCCCUCGGAUAUGAGGCUGUGAGAGCCGGGCUGCGGCCGAUGAACAGGCGCAAGAGAGCUCCGGAGCCCAAGGGCCAAGGAGCGGCCAAGGCCAGACAGCUUGGUAUACUGGUCGACUACGGGCCAGACGGUAUGAUGGAUGUGAAUGAAAAUGAAGCUGACUUGGAAGCAGAACUGGCAAUGAUUACUGGACAGAAGCCAGCUGGUAGAGGAAACACAAAAGGAAAAGCUCCACUCCCAAUGGAAGCGAUUGAGAGAAUGGCUGCUCUGUGCAUGAAGGAUCUCGAUGAAGAAGACAGUGACGAUGAUGUGGACGAUGAUGACGCAGACUUGAUGGCAGAAUUGAAUGAAGUCCUUGAAGAUGAUGAACCAAGUAUGAAUGUCACUCAACCUGCAGAAACAAAACCUACGCCUGACAGAACUUCACAGCUCAGUACAUCAUCUGUAGGCAGCCUGGAAGGCGCCCUGGUGGAGAGGAUUGACAUGUACAAAUGUGCGAUAGACAAUGCGAAACAAUCUGGCGAGAGCUCCAAACUGCGAAGAUACGAACGUGGCCUUAAGACUCUACAAUCGAUGUUUACAUCUGUGAAGAAAGGGAAGCAGAUUGAUGAAGAAGACAUCCCACCCGCCGUGGCUUCCGGGAGAAAUAAUAACACAGCCACGCCACCCGCCUCGGAGACAGCAACACCCUCAACAGGGGAUCGGUCUUUGUUGAUCGACCUUUCUGUGCCCACAGAGCACCCUGUGCUACCGCCGAAGCCUGCAGCACCUCCUCUGCUACCCAAGCCAAAGAUGUCCGUACCCCAUGUUAUUGCUCCAUCGGCCGCAGAGCAAAGCCCACGGGCACUGCCGGUACCCGCAAAAAUAGAAACAACCAUCGCUGUGUCUAAUAACAGAGCAGUAUCAGUGAAUUCCAGCAUGAAGGAGAGUGCAAUGAGCAGGCAACGAGAAUACAAGCUGGCCGCACUGCACGCCAAGCGCAGCGGGGACACGGAGCUUGCAACAAAAUACUACCAAAUAAGCAAGAAAUUUGAUCCUUUUCUUGCGACACUGGAUGGAGGAGGGACAGUGGAUUUCAAUCAGCUGCCACCCCAUUUUGAUGCACCAAAGGACAAGGAAUCGAUCCCUCCUCCCUCUCGGUUGCCUGCUCUCUCGGCUCCGGCAGCGCCUCCAGCACAGUCAGUGACUGCAUCAGAACUUCCCCCUCCCCCGAAAAAUAUCAUGGAGGCCCUUCAACAGAGAAUGGACAAGUACAAAUCAGCCGCUGCACAGGCAAAGAGUGCAGGCAAUGACCGGAAAGCAAGAAUGCAUGAACGCAUCGUUAAACAAUAUCAGGAUUCCAUUAAAGGUCACAAAGCAGGAAGAAAUGUUAACCUCAGUGAACUUCCAGUGCCACCAGGUUUCCCACCACUUCACGGAUCAGAGAGCGGCUCUCACAAUCAGACCAUUGUGGGAGUGUUGGAGAAUGCAAUGAAGCUGGCCAACCAGGAGGUGAAUGAAGAUGGUGACCAUGAGGAUGAGCCAGCACAAAGGCCUUCUCAGCAAGCACUCUCCCGGGCAUCCACACCAAGGACAUUGCCAGCUGCCCCCAACGGCUCAGAAAGCCCAGCACCAAAGCAAAUGUCAGGCAAAGCUCAGCAGCAGUUGCAGUUCUUGCAGAACAGGAAAAAGCAGUUCAUGCAGGCAGCGCUGCAGAAGAAGCAGAAGAACGACAUUGAAGGAGCAAAGUUGUAUCUUCGACAGGCUAAAGGCUUGGACCCUAUGAUUGAAGCUGCUAAAGGAGGGCUGCCUGUAGAUAUUACCAAGGUACCUGCACCCCCGGAAAAUGAGGAAGACUUUGUGUUGGUGCGGCAAAGAGGGGUGAAUGUACCCCAGAAAACUGCUGAACAAUACGGUCACCUGAUGGAAGUCCUGAGAGAGCAGUAUGAGAAGUGCAUGAUGUACUCCAAGCAAUACACACACCUUGGCAACGUGUCUGAGACCACCAAGUUUGAGAAAAUGGCAGAUGAUUGCAAAAAGAAUAUAGAGAUCCUGAAGCAGGCACAUGCCCAGGGCUGCCCACCGCCCAGGUACCACCAGGAGGAGAGGACCUUCCAGGUUGUCAAGAUAUUUCCUGACCUCUCAAACAGUGACCUGGUACUUUUUAUCGUUAAAGGAAUCAACCUGCCUCCUCCUCCAGGAGUUGCAUCAAAUGACCUAGAUGCCUUUGUCAAGUUUGAGUUUGCCUUCCCAAACACGGAAGAAGCCCAGAAAGACAAAACCAAUGUUGUGAAGAACACUAACUGUCCAGAAUUCCAAGAGAAGUUUAAAUUGAACAUCAACCGAGAACAUCGAGCAUUCAAGCGGGUGGUACAGACCAAAGGAAUUAAAUUUGAGAUACUUCAUAAAGGGGGACUUUUCAAGAACGAUCGUGUUGUGGGAACUACCCAGCUUAAGCUGGACAAACUUGAAUCGCAGUGUGAGAUUCGGGAAAUCCUGGAGGUUCUGGAUGGCAGGAAGACCACUGGAGGUCGGCUGGAGGUGAUUGUAAACAUCCGUGAACCGCUGAGCUCCCAGCAGCUCGAGAGAGUGACGGAGAAGUGGCUUGUCAUCGACCCCCAGAGCUUGUCAGUGAUGGCCGUUCCAAAGUCGAAGGAGAGGCGGGAUACUCCACAGACGGGUGGAAGCAAACCUGCCUACGCUCUACAAAGCUUCAACAUACUGAAGUUUGAGAAAGAGCGGAUAGAAAGGAAGAUCCUCCAGUGCAAACAGGAGCACAAAGCACCUCCAGAAGAGCUCCUGAAUCAGCAUCAGGACUAUAAACAGCGGAUCCAGUGGCAGAAAUCACAGCUGGAUCACAGAGAUGGCAAAGUGUUGAAAGAGUAUGUGUCCCAGUUGGAGAGGUACGUGCACCACUACACCGACGCAGCAAAGCGACUUGGUAACGAAGGCAACCGGGAUUUGGCGAAGGAAGCAUUGGUUAAAAGGAAGCUGGUGAAUGACGAGCUGCAGAGAUUUAGACGGUAAUGUUCACCGUACUUGGACCGGUGCCACGUCCCCCCCCCCCGCUCCCCCACCGUGGCCUUCCACACCGAACCAUCAUUUGAAGCUGCUACAUCACACUACGCGUCUCUAAGCUUAGCCGGCGUUAUCUCGUCAGAAGACCUAUGGACUGUCGGCACCUGGUAACGCUGCCUCCUGGGGCUGGAGCUUACAGGAGGGCCUCUUUCCCCUGCACACUGGACAUGCGGCUGAAGAACAUUUCCUUCGCUCCAUAGAUGCUGCCGCACCCGCUGAGUUUCUCCGGCACUUUUGUCUACCUUCGAUUUUCCAGCAUCUACAGUUCCUUCUUAAACACCAGCUGAAGAACAUGUACACUGGCAACUACAACUUAGAGACUUACCAAAAUGUCUACACAUGGGAUGUCCCUGUACAGAAGAUACCUGGAUGAUCUGUCAAUGGAUGCAGGAGAUCGCAAAUUGGCUCACGAUGCACCCUUUUGUUGUCAGAGUCUCUGCCCCCCCCCCCCCCCCCCCCCCCCCCCAAUGCCCUUGCAGUGCCUGACCUCCCCCCUGUCUAACAGCAGGAGAUGGUCACUGAUGCAGUACCUUGUCACUUUCUGAUGCUCGAGACAAUCUCCACGUGAACGGAUUACUGGCCCCACAGACAUUAUCUGCACCACCUCCAACUCUCCAGGGAACUAUUGUGAUGAUCCAGCCUGAUUCAAAUUGCAUCUUAUCCUGAGGGAAUCGGGACCAUGCGUUCUAAUCGAGUCUUUCUUUCCCAAUAAUCGUUCCCCCCCCCCUGCCAUUAACGGGUGGGCUUGAGUUCCUGGCCAGCUGCUGAUGUGUUACUGAUUUGAACAUAUUUCCUAGUUGUCUUUGCAGUCACUGAACGGAGUUUUGUGCGGUGAGAAUGCGCCUGUAAUGCUGCGUGCUCACUGAGCUGCAUUGCCAGAGGAAAGUCGGGACAUCCUGGAUCCCAUCAGGGGUUAAUGUCUUUAAGUUAUUGAUCCUGCCGGUUUAGUGCUGAGGCUGCAAUAAUACUAUAAAGUAGAACUGUCAAUGGGUUUCCAUCUGUAGUUGACUCGGUGAUAUUGCAAGCAACCGGGACUGUCCUUGGACCCAGGAACAGAUUUCCCACAGUUUCAGGACUAAUUAGUGGGGAGAUUAAAGUAAGGCACGGUCUGUCAUUUGCCUUUGAGCUCUUUCCUAAUUAAGAGCGUAGCCCUGGCUCACUGCAGUCCCUCCGUGCAAUGUUGAAGCAAACACGCUGUCUCUGCCUCUUGUAGCUGGCUGCCAUUUACAAAACCUUGUUGGAACAUUACUUAUUAUGAAGGCUUUUCAUAACUGAAAUGUGAUGGUCUUAGCAAAUGUGCAGCACAGCGGUAGAGUUGCUGCCUUACAGCGCCAGAGAUCCGGGUUUGAUCCUGACUGUGGGUGCUUGUCUGUACGGAGUUUGUACGUUCUCCCCGUGACCUGCGUGGGUUUUCUCCGGGUGCUCCGGUUUCCCCCCACACUCCAAAGACCUACAGUUUUGUAGCUUAAUUGGCUUCAGUAAGGUUGUAAAUUGUUCCUAGUGUGUGUAGGAUGGUGUUAAUGUGUGGGGAUCGCUGGUCGGCGCGGGCUCGGUGGGAUGAAGUGCCUGUUUCCGCGCUGUAUCUCUAAACUAAACUAAAUUAAAAUGGAAGCCCUGCCAAAUGAAUGGCACUGACUUUG